This is a messenger RNA of Cylindrotheca closterium, 2568 nucleotides long. NCBI's taxonomy places the organism in Eukaryota, Bacillariophyta, Bacillariophyceae, Bacillariales, Bacillariaceae. The record is from the annotation of a GenBank genome assembly.
AUGUGCCCGAUCAUCGAAGAUCGAUACGCUCACACUCGUCUGAAGAGCCAUGAUCCAAACGGUCCUGAUUUCAAAGAAGUCAGUGGAUUGGCAAUCUCGCCGACACAAACUCACAAUGGUCGUCCCAUAUUCUUUGCAAUUAGUGAUGGAGGCGGCGAUUCCCGUAUUGGAAUCUUUGAUUCCGAAGAUGGACGACGACUUAGAACAUUGAGAGUUGACAGAGGUUUCUUUCGAAACGCCGAUUGGGAAUCACUGACGAUUGGAUCCUGUGGAAAGUCAGGCGAGGGGGAUACUUGCCUGUACGUUAUGGACGCUGGUGAUAACCAAGCUAGACAGAACAAUGGUAACAGAGGACGAGGCGACUAUCGCAUACUGAAAAUUCGCGAACCUCGAUGGACAGAUUACAACGACAACGACUACAUUUCAAAAAAUCGAAUGUCGAGAAUGGACUUUGACUACCGUCAUCACUCUUCACCGACUAACUACGCAGAUUGUGAAGCCAUGUUUGUGGAUCACAAAGGAUGGGGCAGUGGCGAAUCCAAAGGAGACAUUUAUUUGGCUACCAAAUGGGACAAGGGAAAUGAAAUAUCCAAGAACCGACUCUUUCAGUUACCUGCUUCUGCCUGGUCAAGUGGCUACGACGGUGCCGUUCACCGGUAUUCGGUCAAGUCUGUCGGCAAUUACGACUACAAUAGAUACCAACAGAAUGGAGGUAUCCAUUUUAUGAAGACAACAUGGUCAUCGGCAGAAAUGAGCUUUGAUGGAACCAUGAUUGCCUUGGGCAACUUGCAAAAAUCCUACGUCUUUUUGCGAUGCCCAGGCACCUCUGUGGCCGAUGCCAUUGCCAAUCCCCAUGCCAACGCCAAGCCUUGUGUGGAAUGGUCACAUCCAGCGACUGGACAAGUGGAAACCUUGGCAUGGACACCCGAUCGUCGGUAUACUUUGGAUAUUCCAGAAGGUGACUCACCAAAAAUGGGUUGGACCAAGCUGCGAUUUGACCGAAAUAGGUCGAGCAAAGUUUGUCCUGGACCACCUCCACCACCCACCCGACCUCCAACUCGAAGACCUACUCCUCAACCGACUCGAAAUCCUACUCCUCGGCCGACGCCUCGGCCGACACCCAAUCCAACUGGACUGCCAUCAAUCAGUCCGACAAAAGCACCCACCACGACACCAAGCUUGAGUCCAACUCGACUGCCAUCAAUCAGUCCGUCAGAAGUACCCUCUCUGACGCCGAGCAUGAGCCCAAGUCUGAGUUCCAGCCCGACAUCUUGUGAUGGACACAUUUUUGAACUGAUACUGCAAACUGAUGACCAGGCAGCAACCACUCAGUGGAAAGUGUACAAUGGUGUUGAAGAAUUGGUGGGUGAAGGUGGCGGCUACUCCAACCGUGCCACCAUUUUUUACUCCCAAUGUCUCGAACCUGGAUUGCAUUCCUUUGAAAUUUCCAACGAAAUGGUCGACGGAGUUCCAGGAUUGUACCAAAUCUGGUAUGACAAGAUUCUCAUGUACGAUUCCCAAGGCCAAUCUGGAAGCUACAAGGAAAUUUUUUUUGCUUACGAAUUUGACGACCAGUCCUGGGUGCCCAAGACACCCACUCCAACUCAAGCUCCUACGCUAACUACCGAAAAUGAAAUCUUUGGAGUCUCCUGUGGAGGCAUUUGUCCUGGCAGCUUUAGUCAGGUCGCCAAUGCCCAACAAGUUGUUUCCCUUGGCAGAAAUGCUGGCACGGAAUACUUUUGUGGCAGUCUCGACAAGCGAUACCAGCAGCUCUUUUCCACUCCUGAUGCAUGCGAAGCUCUUCAAGUAUCGGCGCAACGAGCCGGAUGUGAGUGCGAAGUAGUUGGUCAAGUGACCAACAGUGCCACGGCAGGACAACAAGCCAGCAGGGAAGCCGAGAAUGAAUCCCAAUCAUUGGAAAUCCAAUGGGGAUUGAUUCUUGGGAUAAUCGCUGCUGUAUGUUGUCUUGGAACGUGCUGCUUCAAGUACACUGGAAGGCGCCGUAACUCGGAAGAAUCCGACAACCUCAAGGGUGAUGCCAACGAAAAGGCCCGCGAUGUGGAAUCUGUGGACGAAACCGGACGCAUCUCCAUCAGUGACGAUUCCACUACAAAUUCGGCAUCGGAUGAAUCUGGUGAAAUGAGCGACAUCAACGAUAAGAGCCUACCACUGCCUCUUCAAAGAGUAAAGUCCGCCUUUGCUGUUGUUCAAAACCAUGGUCACCAGUUGCUUCCUCUGCGAAGAGUCAAGACCGCCAUGGAUUCUUCUGUCGUUCACGAGAACGAUGGCCAAAGAUUGCUACCCGUUCGAAGAGUCCAGUCUUCCAUGGAGCAUCGAUUUGUGCAAUCUUGGCAAUUGGCCAUGCCCGAAGGGAACACUGAGCACAGUGAAGAAGGCUUUGAAGUCUGCUCCGACGAUCAAUGUGCCAAGGGCAAAAUGUUGGACUUGAAUUCGCCAUCAUCUGUCGAUGACUCUUUGGAAUCCCUGGAGCUACCAAAAUUCGAUCGUAGCUUCGAAUCGAAUCGAUCCAAUUGCAGUGACGAAUCUGCAACCAUCAUGUCUGCAUGA